Molecule: messenger RNA, 1644 nt
Organism: Nematostella vectensis (starlet sea anemone)
Lineage: Eukaryota; Metazoa; Cnidaria; Anthozoa; Actiniaria; Edwardsiidae
Product: suprabasin-like
Exons: 3
Coding region: 1-1644 (547 amino acids)
Source: RefSeq, a predicted model, not a curated record
AUGGGGGAAAAGGAUGCAGGACAGGCACGCUCCUCCGUUAUGUUGCUUGGAGUAGUAGAUCCAAUGGUAUUUCUUGAGAAUUCCCAGAAUACAGUUUUUCUUCGUCUGAAACAUCUCCACGGAGAAAAUGUCGGGUUCCUUAUUUGCUGUAGCUGGAUUUGCUUGGGCGUGUGCUGGGAUAGGAUCCACUUGGGCGUGUUCCGGGAUGGGAUUCACUUGGGCGUGUGCCGGGAUGGGAUCCACUUGGGCGUGUGCCGGGAUGGGAUGCACUUGGGUGUGUGCCGGCAUGGGACUCACUUGGGCGUGUGCCGGGAUGGGAUCCACUUGGGCGUGUGCCGGGAUGGGAUUCACUUGGGCGUGUGCCGGGUUAGGAUCCACUUGGGCGUGUGCCGGAAUGGGAUUCACUUAGGCGUGUGCCGGGGUAGGAUUCACUUGGGCGUGUUCCGGGGUGGGACUCACUUGGGCGUGUUCCGGGAUGGGACUCACUUGGGCGUGUUCCGGGAUGGGAUCCACUUGGGCGUGUGCCGGGAUGGAAUUCACUUGGGCGUGUUCCGGGAUGGGAUCCACUUGGGUGUGUUCCGGGAUGGGAUCCACUUGGGCGUGUGCCGGGAUGGGAUCCACUUGAACGUGUUCCGGGAUGGGAUGAACUUGGGCGUGUGCCGGGUUGGGAUCCACUUGGGCGUGUGCCGGGAUGGGAUCCACUUGGGCGUGUUCCGGGAUGGGAUCCACUUGGGCGUGUGCCGGGAUGGGAUCCACUUGGGCGUGUGCCGGGAUGGGAUCCACUUGGGCGUGUUCCGGGAUGGGAUCCACUUGGGCGUGUGCCGGGAUGGGAUUCACUUGGGCGUGUUCCGGGGUGGGAUCCACUUGGGUGUGUUCUUGGAUGGGAUCCACUUGGGCGUGUGCCGGGAUGGGAUCCACUUGGGCGUGUGCCGGCAUGGGAUCCACUUGGGCGUGUGCCGGGGUUGGAUUCACUUGGUCGUGUUCAGGAGUGGGAUCCACUUGGGCGUGUUUCGGGAUGGGAUCCACUUGGGCGUGUUGCGGGAUGGGAUCCACUUGGGCGUGUUCCGGGAUGGGAUCCACCUGGGCGUGUUUCGGGAUGGGAUCCACUUGGGUGUGUUCCGGGAUGGGAUCCACUUGGGUGUGUUCCGGGAUGGGAUCCACUUGGACGUGUUCCGGGAUGGGAUCCACUUGGGUAUGUUCCGGGAUGGGAUCCACUUGGGCGUGUGCCGGGAUGGGAUCCACUUGGGCGUGUGCCGGGGUGGGAUCCACUUGGGCGUGUGCCGGGGUGGGAUCCACUUGGGCGUGUGCCGGGAUGGGAUCCACUUGGGCGUGUGCCAGGAUGGGAUUCACUUGGGCGUGUUUCGGGAUGGAAUUCACUUGGGCGUGUUCCGGGAUGGGAUCCACUUGGGCGUGUUCCGGGAUGGAAUCCACUUGGGCGUGUUCCGGGAUAGGAUCCACUUGGGCGUGUGCCGGGAUGGGAUCCACUUGGGCGUGUUCCGGGGUGGGAUCCACUUGGGUGUGUUCCGGGAUGGGAUCCACUUGGGCGUGUGCCGGGAUGGGAUCCACUUGGGCGUGAUGGGAUUCACUUGGGCGUGUGCCGGGAUGGGAUCCACUUGGGCGUGUGCCGGGAUGGGAUUCACUUAG